UUAUAAAGGAAAGGUGGCUUUCCAGGAUCACAAAUACGAAAUUCCCUGUGAACUAUUUCACAGUAAACAAAGAUAACUCCAAAUCAACCUCGAGUGACGAACCUGCCCGCCUGCCUGCCUGCCACGCUCCCUUCCCUCCACCUCCUCAUCUUCACCCUCCACGUUUCAUCCCAUCCCUCUCUCACGCUUUCCCUUUGCUUUCCUAAUCGCACCUCUCUUUCCUUUCUGCUGCUUCUUCCGCUGUUUGCAUUUGAAAAACUCUGUUUUCCUUUUUUUCCUUUUCAUCAAAAGCUUGGGUUUCUUUUUCUUCUUUUUUGCGCCAUGUUGCUGAAAGCUGUUCCAACUUUUUCUUCGUUAAAUCCUCAACUGGAAAAUCAGGGUGCCCUGUUUUUCCCUUUUUCUUCUUCGAUUAAUCAUCAGCUAUCUUCUUUAAGAAAUGGACCUGGGUCUCUUGUAGUUUGUGCAGCCAAAGGAGCCAACCACAAGCCACUAAGUGGUGUUGUUUUCCAGCCCUUUGUGGAAGUGAAAAAGGAACUUGAUCUUGUCCCCUCCGUGCCUCAACUUUCUCUGGCUCGCCAAAAGUUUACUGAUGACUGUGAAGCUUCCAUCAACGAACAAAUCAAUGUCGAAUACAAUGUUUCCUAUGUGUAUCAUGCUAUGUUUGCUUACUUCGAUAGGGACAACGUUGCACUCAAGGGUCUUGCCAAGUUCUUCAAGGAAUCGAGUUUAGAAGAGAGAGAACAUGCUGAGAAAUUUAUGGAAUACCAGAACAAACGAGGUGGAAAAGUGAAGCUGCAGUCCAUAGUGAUGCCCCUCUCUGAGUUUGAUCAUGCAGAGAAAGGAGAUGCAUUAUACGCAAUGGAGCUUGCCUUGUCCCUGGAGAAACUAACAAGUGAAAAGCUCUUUAACCUACGUAAUGUAGCCGUGCGGAACCAUGAUGUGCAGUUGACGGAUUUCAUUGAAGGCGAAUUCUUAGCUGAGCAGGUGGAGGCCAUCAAGAAAAUAUCAGAAUAUGUAGCUCAAUUGAGAAGAGUUGGAAAAGGACACGGGGUGUGGCACUUCGAUCAAAUGCUUCUUCAUGAGGGAGAGGAAGCUAUUGCAUGAAGCCCCAACUUGCUGCUUCGUUCCAUGUCAAAAGUUUGUGCAUAAGGUCUUAUUUCAGUAGUUCUUUGUUGAUAUAUUUUGGCUGUAAGUUGAAAGAUAGUGCCGGAUCUUUGGUUUGAUGAUAAAAGCUCGUAAGGGAUUUAUUUUUGGUAGUCCUUUUAAUCAAAGUAGUUAUAGAUUCGUGGAUUUCCUAUA
This is a messenger RNA of Gossypium raimondii (Peruvian cotton), 1299 nucleotides long. RefSeq names its product ferritin-3, chloroplastic. The transcript is spliced from 8 exons. Gene Ontology annotation, cellular component: cytoplasm. Gene Ontology annotation, biological process: iron ion transport; intracellular iron ion homeostasis. Gene Ontology annotation, molecular function: ferrous iron binding; ferric iron binding. The record is from RefSeq and is a predicted model, not a curated record. NCBI's taxonomy places the organism in Eukaryota, Viridiplantae, Streptophyta, Magnoliopsida, Malvales, Malvaceae. Bases 322 to 1104 code for a protein of 260 amino acids.